GAAUUGUAUAUAUUUAUCGUAUCAGUUAACGUGAGCAUUGCAAGCUUUGCAUACAUGCAACUUGUUUGGCGUUGCGCAGCUGGAGGCGAAAUUAGGGCAGCGUGGCGAGAGUGUAGCGAGCAAUUUUGGAUUUGGAGCACGCAGGCUGUUUGGUGAAAUUUGUGUUGUUGGUGCGCUGCAACAGCCAACACCGCCACCAACCCCCCGUCGCACGCCUCCUCCCCACACACACACAUACAUACCAUACACACAAACAAGAUGCUGUGUAUACAAAAUUAGAGGGAGAAUAUUUGAAAAUACACGGCCGGAAUAUUUAUGCUAUUGUAAACAAUACGAGAGCCAGCGAAAUUAUUCGGGGUCAAACCGAAACAGAAUAACAGAAGAAAACUAAUUCCAGCGAAUGCAAAGAUUCCAAGUGGCAGUUUUACAAAAGCGCGUACAAUGGCAACAAGUCGAAGCGAAUGCGAACAACAGCAGGAAGCAGGAGCAACCUCAACGGCAACGGUAACGACGUCAGCAGGCCAGCUGCUCCGUCAGCGUUUAGUUAAUGGCGGCAGCGGUCACGAGUCGUCGCCGACGACGUCAACGUCGCAGUCGAACGGCAAAGCAGCAGCAGCAACAUCAUUAAUUGUUGGCAACAACACGAAUAGCUCCGGCACUUUUAUGAAACUGAAAACCUAUCUGUUGGCCUUGCGUCCUUGGUCCCUGUCCGCCAGUUUGAUGCCAACGCUGCUCGGUUCGGCGUUGGCCUACCGCUCUCAGUGGUCGGCGGACUUCUCCAUGGUCACCUUCUUCCUCACCGCAUUCACCGUGGUCACCGUGCAUUGUGCCGGCAAUGUGGUCAAUACUUAUUUCGAUUUCAUCAAAGGCAUCGACAAACAAAAGGCUGACGAUCGCACUCUGGUCGAUCACAUACUCACCAAGGAUGAGGUGGUUUCGCUGGGUGCUAUCCUUUACCUGGCUGGAUGCGGUGGCUUUGUGCUGCUCGCCGUGCUUAGCCCCGCUAAAAUGGAACAUUUGGCGCUUAUUUACUUUGGUGGCCUAUCAUCGAGCUUCCUAUAUACGGGCGGAAUUGGUUUCAAAUACAUUGCGCUGGGUGAUCUGGUCAUCUUGAUAUUGUUUGGACCAAUGUCGGUGCUAUUUGCGUUCAUGGCGCAAACAGGUCACGUGGAUUGGACAACGAUAGGAUAUGCCAUACCGCUGGCCCUCAAUACGGAGGCCAUACUGCAUAGCAAUAAUACGCGCGAUGCGGAAAGCGAUGGCAAGGCUGGCAUCGUAACACUGGCCAUACUAAUUGGACGCACUGCCUCCCAUGUGCUAUAUGCCAUGAUGCUCUUCACACCCUACUCACUGUUUUUCAUCUUUGGACUGAAGUAUUCGCUGUGGUUUCUGCUGCCGUUAAUUACAUUGCCGCAGGCAUUUCAAAUCGAGAAACGUUUCCGCAACGAGCAGACAAUGCAUGCAGUGCCCAAGCAGACGGCCAAACUGAAUUUCUUCUUUGGAAUACUCUACAUUGUGGCCUGCUGCUGUGCACAGCAGCUCCCAACUUUCGUUUGGCGCAAACACUAGAUAUAUAUAUAUAUAUAUAUAUUUUAUAGGAGAUAUGGCAACGACACUUCCUGAACGGCUGCAACGUUAUUGGGAAUUUCAUUAGUUUUUCUAUUUUUUUGUAGUAUUUUUUUAUUUGUUGAUUUUAGUGAAAUGUAGUUACGAAUAUUGUAUUGUACUAUUGUCUCAAAAUUGCUGUUGCAUAAAUUUUUGGAACGCUUUGCUAGUCUCCUAGUCUCUUAACACUUAACUCUUAUCAUAGAACUGAACAUAUCGCCUCCCCUCUCCCCUUAGGCCCACAGCUUUGGCUAGAGUCACUUUAUUUAUUUCACCUGAACUACGAACUCAAUCGAUACCUAUAGUUUUUAUAUAUAUAAAUAGGUACUCUUCCUCUCACUCGUUGGAAUCAUGGACCAAGAUCGUUAUAGCGUCGGCGUGUGCAACAAUAUUGAAAUCAUCUAAUGGCUUAGAUAUACAUACAUACGACAGAUGUAUGUGAAAACGUUAAUGUUACUUUAUAGAAAAUUGCUUGAGAAACAUGCAAAAUAAGUUAUGAAUCGACAAUGCUGGCUUUGCUUUUGGUGUAACAAUAGUUAGCGUUUUUACUCUUACACCCAACAUACACAUAUACAUAAUCUAUAUAUAAAUACACAUUAUAUACGUAUACAUCAUCAUAUAUACAAUACAUGUAAUUAUACAUGCAUACACACAUAAUUAGAUCAUGUAAGCCCAGUGUCUAGCAGCAGGCUCAAGAGUGAGAAUAUCAACACAUACACAAUUUUUAAGAAAAUAAAAAUGAGAAAAAUUAAAAAUAUAUUAUAUGUACACACAUACUUACAAUAUGGUAUAGAUGUACUAGAACAAAUGGCAGAUCGAAAGAUUUGCUGUGAGUAACCGUUGUUUUCCAAGCAUAAAUCACAAAACCUAUGCAUAUAAACAAAUAGCUUUAAAUAACAAUAACAGAAAAAAAAAAAAAAAAAAAA
Messenger RNA from Drosophila grimshawi, 2531 nucleotides. RefSeq names its product ubiA prenyltransferase domain-containing protein 1 homolog (gene heix). The record is from RefSeq and is a predicted model, not a curated record. The transcript has 2 exons. Gene Ontology annotation, molecular function: prenyltransferase activity. Lineage: Eukaryota; Metazoa; Arthropoda; Insecta; Diptera; Drosophilidae. The coding region runs from base 442 to 1569 and encodes 375 amino acids. Gene Ontology annotation, biological process: vitamin K biosynthetic process; menaquinone biosynthetic process. Gene Ontology annotation, cellular component: endoplasmic reticulum; Golgi membrane.